Messenger RNA from Ichthyophthirius multifiliis, 1928 nucleotides. RefSeq names its product RNA-dependent rna polymerase, putative. Gene Ontology annotation, cellular component: nuclear RNA-directed RNA polymerase complex. The transcript has 4 exons. Gene Ontology annotation, biological process: siRNA processing. Lineage: Eukaryota; Ciliophora; Oligohymenophorea; Hymenostomatida. The record is from RefSeq and is a predicted model, not a curated record. Gene Ontology annotation, molecular function: RNA-directed RNA polymerase activity.
AAUAAUAAUAACUCCUAGUGGUCUAAUAUAUAAUUUAAAAGAAUAUGAAUUAACAAAUCGUGUUAUACGUAUGUAUUAUGAAAAAUAAGACUAUUUUAUAAGAGUUUCAUUCCAAGAUGAUUCUUUAGAAGCUAUAAAUGAUAUGAAAUAUGUCACUUAAAUGUAUUUUAGAGUUAAAUUGGAGAAAGUAAAUAUAUUAGAUCGGACUUUUAUCAAUUUCGGGUGGAGUUCUUCAUAAAUAAGAACUAAUUCUUGUUGGUUUUUAGACGAAAGAGUACCAAAAAAAUUAAUAAUUGAAAGAAUAGGCAAUUUUUAAGAAAUAAAAUGUGCAGCUUUAAAAGCGUCAAGAAUAGGUUAAUGUUUUAGUGCAUCUACACCAUUUUAUUUUAAAGAAAAACCUAAUAUUUAAUAUUAAGAAGAUAUUUUUAGUGAAAAAGGAAAAGCUUUUACAGAUGGAAUUGGUUUAAUUUCAGAAGAUUUAGUCAAAUAAAUAUGCGAGAAAUUUAAUUUAAAUUCAACCUCAUGCUUUUAAGUUAGAUUUACUUGGUUCUAAAGGAGUUUUAAUGUAAAUGAAGUUUAUAGAAAAAAAUACUAUAAUAUUAAGGAAUAGUAUGAAGAAAUUCGAUGUUUUAAAUGAAGGAGAUAAAUUAUAUAUAGAUAUUUUAGAUAUGAAUAAAUAUAGGAAUGGUUAUUUAAAUAGAUAAGUUAUUAUACUAUUGAAAAGUUUGGGUAUAUAGGACAAAAUUUUUAGAGAUUUGUAAAAUGAAUUUCUUUAAAUGUUAGAAAAAGAAGGAUUUAAAGAUGCGAAUUUUUAUAAUCUUUUUAAUGUCGAUUUUGAGGAGAAUUUAGUUGAAAAAAAUAUUGAAAAACUUGAUAGAAUUACUGUCCUUUUAAAAAAGAUGUAUGAUGAACAAUUAUAUAGAAAAAAAGAUCCAUUUAUAGACGGAGUAUUAAAUAGUUUAAAAUAUAGAGGAUAUUAUAUUCUCAAAAAAAAAUGUAAUAUUUAUGUAGAAAAAAGUGCAAGACUUUUAGGAAUAUUAGAUGAAUUUAAUCUACUUGAAGAAAAUUAAGUUUACGCAAAUUAUAGUAAGGAUGGAGAACUUUUCUAAGAAAUAGAAGGAAAAGUAAUUGUUGUAAAAAAUCCAUGUCUACAUCCAGGUGAUAUUAGAAUUUUAAAUGCUGUUUCAACUAAAAAUGAUAAAAAAUAUAAUUUUCUUAAAGAAUAUAAAAAUGUAUUAAUUUUUCCAAAAAAAGGAAAAAUUCCAAUUGCAGCAUAAAUAGCAGGAUCUGAUUUAGAUGGUGAUUAAUAUUUUAUAUGUUGGGAUGAACGUUUAAUACCUAAUAAAGAAGUCAUUCCAUUUGAUUAUGAUUAAGAAAAUAAUAAAAAUAUUUAACAAAACUUAUAAAAUUAAAUUAAUGAUUAAUAAAUGUUAGAUUUUUUCAUAGAUUUUAUUAAUUGUGAGAACCUAGGUAAAAUAGAUAACUCUCAUCUGGCAAUAGCAGAUUAAAGUUCUUUUUUUGCUCUUGAUUUUAGAUGUAUAUAAUUAGCUAAAUUACAUGCUUAAGCAGUAGAUUAUGCCAAAACUGGGGUAUCUCCAUAUGUUCCUUUGAAUCUAUAGUCUAAAUAAUUUCCUGAUUAUAUGGAAAAAAGCGAUAAAAAUUAAUAUGAGAGUAAAAGUGUAUUAGGGUAUUUAUAUAGAUAAGUAAAAGGACUUUCAAAGCAUAAACCUUUUUUUUAAAAAAAGGCUGUUUUUUUGAAUUUAAAUUAAAAAGUUAUUAAUGAAGAUUUAUUGUUUAAAUUUUUUGAUGAAAAUAAAAUUGAUUUUAAAAAAGAAAUAGAAUAUGUAAAAAAUAUAUAUUAAAUAUAUAGCAUUAAAUAUAUACACGUAAGGCAUUAAAUAUAAUAUUAUAAUAUAAUGAUGAAUUGA